CUUAACGGGUAAUUUAUGCCUGCGUCUCGAGACUCGAAUGCAUUAUAUGCGAAUGGCUACUUGCUACUUGCUACUUUUCUGUCAAUGCUACAAUUCCGAAUCGGAACGCCGCACAGUUGUUGCUCUCCGCGUCCGCGAGUACAUCGUACCGAAAUUAGAAUCAGUCUGUACUCCUCAGUUCAUCGUUGUCAGCUGACUUGCCAGUUCAUGUGUGCCAUUUUAUGAGGUUACAUUUUCGCGCCAAUUUUUUUCAACCAGAUCGAAUUAUACCGGCGCCGGUAUAUGUUUUUUCCGACGUUACGUUUUGUGAUCUUUUCGGUGCAGAAUGUUUGAGAUUUUUCUCACAUGUUUCAUAGCAGGAAUCAUCCAAACUUCAUGUUUACCUAAUUCGCACGAACAUGCUCAUCCCAGCAGUCAUGUGGGUUUUGGAUACAAUGAAAACGAUCCUCUAGGUCCAAAUCAUUGGCCAGAAAAAUAUGCAAAAUGUGCAGGAAAAUACCAAUCGCCUAUUGAUAUUGAAGAAAACAUAGUCACCAGGGUUGCUUUACCACCCUUGAUGUUGAACGGUUUUUAUGCACCCUUAGAAAAUCCCACCAUUACCAACAAUGGACACACAGUUAUGGUGCAAGUAAAUUCAACGGACGCUGUUUCUAUAUCUGGAGGACCGUUAUUAAAUCCAUCGUUCAAAUUUGCUCAGUUUCAUUUUCAUUGGGGUGCAAAUGAUUCUCUCGGUAGUGAAGAUAUGAUCAAUAAUCACAGUUAUCCAAUGGAGCUUCACAUGGUAUUUUACAACAGCGAUUAUUCUAAUACCACUGAUGCGCAACAAUACAUGGAUGGACUAGCUGUACUUGCUUUUUUCUUUGAAGUUACAGAAAAAGAUAAUAAAUUUUACAAACCUAUCGUGCAGUCUUUAAGCCGUAUCGUGAAUCCACAAAGCACUGUUCCUCUGGAAGAGUCAUUAAAAUUAGUUGAUCUGUUACCAUCAAACGUAGAUAAUUAUUUCACUUACAUGGGAUCGUUAACUACACCUCCAUGCUCCGAAGGAGUCAGAUGGAUUGAUUUUAAACAUCCUAUACUUUUAUCUCACGAACAAUUGGCGAAAUUCAGAACAAUACAUUCCGAUGCUGGAAUUCUGUCACAUAACUUUCGUCCUAUUCAGCCAUUGUCAAAUAGACCUAUUUGGUACAACAGUGGCUCGCCUACUAAUUUAAAUCUUGAUUCGGAAACUCAAAAAAGUAACUCGUUUAAAAAUCAAAUCAGUCGUGUAUUUUUAGUAUUCUCGUUUGUUCCUUUUGUGUUAUUUUAUUUUAACAAUUAGCGCUUGGAAAACUGUGAUAAUAGAUUUUAAAAUGUACCUUUUUAAGUAUGUAUUUAUUUUAUUUACUUCAUUCGUAUACGUAAACGUUUGUAUUUGAUAAUUUAUUUAUAUUUAUUUACGAUAAAUAACCUGUGAUGUAUUCUUAUUUUAUUCGAUAAUUAUUAUUUUAUUUCAUCUGAUUUUAAGUUAAGUUCAAAAAAUGUGAAUUAGAUCAACGUGUUCAACUUGCAUAAUUAUUUUUCGGAAAAUUAAAUCGAAUAGUUCAUAUCAGUCGUUAAGCUCAUAACUGAUUAAUGAAGUAUAUCGCCUAUUUGGCAAACUGACGGAACAAUAUGACUUGAAAAAAAUGUUCAAUGAAUUUUUCAUCGUAGGAAUAAGUACUUAACUUGUGUUUCAAUAUAAACAAAAUUUUAUAAAAUUUGUUCAAUUUUCCUAGUUUUACCUGAAUUUUUGAUACUUACCAUGCAAAAUAAAACUAAAUGAUUUUUUUAAAAAUCUCAUUAUUGCAACUUUGAUGUGGUUUUCAAACUAUUAUUCAUUCGUACGAUAGAAAACGUAUUUGAACCAGGUUGUUUUUACAACAGUAAUUUGUUCCUUUACUGCGAUGAAUAGGCAACUGAUUUAUCUUGCAUCUUCCUUGGUGGUACCUCUGCCUACUCCGUUACAUCCAAAAUUUUGAGCCUUGACAUUCAUUUCUUAGACAUUUGUCUCUCAGUUGUUUUGUUGCAUUUGUUUAAUUUUAAAUUCUUUCAAUAUUUUUAUUUUAAAUGCUCCACUUUUAUUUCAUGAGCCGAUGAAGAUAAUUAUUGUGUUUUGAAUUCAAAGUGGUUCAUUGCAACAAACAAAAAAACAAAGAAAAACUCUGAAAAAUGGAAAAGCUUCUAAUAAAAUUACAAAUUUUCUUAAUUUCUGUGAAAAUUGUUGAAUUUGGCAAAUUUUUGCUUUAGUUUUGCAAGACACUAUCUUUAUAAAAAAAAAAAUGAGUCAAGAUAUUGAAGUAUUUCGACUCUCUUUCAACCACUCUCUUCUUUUAAAACUCUUUGAAUGGGUUUCUGAUGUUGUAUGUAGAAUUUAACAUUGGAUAAUAAUUAAUUUUACCGGUGAAAAUUUUGUAAAUUCUUUAGUUAUUAAUUACCUACCCAAUGUCACUUAGAUACAUUAUGAUGGAGUUGAAUUAGAACGUUUUCAUAUUUA
Molecule: messenger RNA, 2512 nt
Organism: Planococcus citri (citrus mealybug)
Lineage: Eukaryota; Metazoa; Arthropoda; Insecta; Hemiptera; Pseudococcidae
Product: carbonic anhydrase 2-like
Exons: 7
Coding region: 326-1318 (330 amino acids)
Biological process (GO): one-carbon metabolic process
Cellular component (GO): plasma membrane
Molecular function (GO): zinc ion binding; carbonate dehydratase activity
Source: RefSeq, a predicted model, not a curated record